CAGGAUAACUUCAUGAUGAUGGAGGAUGCAGUGUUGUGUCUGACAUUCAGUCGAGAUAGUGAAAUGUUAGCCUCCGGUGGCCAGGAUGGAAAAAUCAAGGUUUGUCUUUAGACUCUCACGAGUCACGAUGAAAUAGAAAUUUUAAGUUUUAAAGAAAUAAAACAAAACUACUUCGUCAUUUCUGUUCAUUGCAUGGUCACCACCACAUUGAAAAGAAUUUGCAUAAUUUUCUCACUCUGAUAUGAAACGCAAGAACUCCCUUUACAAAUGCCAGAACUCCCUUUUCAAAUGGUAGAACUCCCUUUACAAAUGCCAGAACUCCCUUUUAUACAAAUGCCAGAAGUACCUUUUCAAAUGCCGGAACUCCCUUUUCAAAUGGCAGAACUUGGUUUUCAAACGCCAGAACUCCCUUUACAAAUGCCAGAACUCCCUUUUCAGAUGGCAGAACUUUGUUUUCAAAUGCAAGAAGUACGUUUUCAAACGCCAGAACUCCGUUUUCAAAUGCCAGAACUCCAUUUUCCAAUGCCAGAACUUGGUUUUCAAAUGCCAGAACUUGAUUUUCAAAUGCCAGAAGUACCAUUUCAAACACCAGAACUCCGUUUUCAAACGCCAGAACUCCCUUUACAAAUACCAGAACUCCCUUUUGAAAUGGCAGAACUUGGUUUUCAAAUGCCAGAAGUACCAUUUCAAAUGCCAGAACUCCGUUUUCAAACGCCAGAACUCCCUUUACAAAUGCCAGAAUUCCCUUUUGAAAUGGCAGAACUUGGUUUUCAAAUGCCAGAAGUACCUUUUCAAACCCCAGAACUCCGUUUUCAAACACCAGAACUCCCUUUACAAAUGCCAGAACUCCCUUUUCAAAUGGGAGAACUUGGUUUUCAAAUGCCAGAAGUACCAUUUCAAACGCCAGAACUUCGUUUUCAAACGCCAGAACUCCCUUUACAAAUGCCAGAACUCCCUUUUGAAAUGGCAGAACUUGGUUUUAAAAUGCCAGAAGUACCUUUUCAAACCCCAGAACUCCGUUUUCAAACACCAGAACUGCCUUUACAAAUGCCAGAACUCCCUUUUCAAAUGGCAGAAAUUGGUUUUCAAAUGCCAGUAGUACCUUUUCAAAUGCCAGAAGUACCUUUUCAAACGCCAGAACUCCGUUUUCAAACGCCAGAACUCCCUUCAUAAAUGCCUACGGUAUUACGUAUGGCCAUGAUUUUUUCCUGUGUUAGGUAUGGAAGAUGCAAACUGGACAGUGUUUACGUCGUUUUGAACGAGCCCAUGCAAAAGGUGUAACAUGUAUCAAUUUCUCGAGAGAUGCAAGUCAGCUUCUUAGUGGUUCUUUUGAUAUGACCAUAAGGUACGGCAUUUAUUUGAUUUUGGAGUUGAGAUUUUUAUUAUUGUCAUUGGUUUUGUUUAGAGUUUACAGUAAUUGUUCUUGUAUAAUAAGACAUUAGCUAAUAGUAAACUGUUGUCCACGAACAAUAUGUUCAUAAAUAGUCAUUGGCCAUAAAUUUGCAUGGCCAUAAAGUGCAUGAUGUGUUUUCUUUGUGCAUAAUGUUGUUGUAUAUCUCCUCGCUCAGAAUGCAUGGCUUGAAAUCUGGCAAGACGUUGAAGGAAUUUCGUGGUCAUAUUUCAUUCGUCAACGAUGUUGUAUUCACUGUGGAUGGACACAAUAUUAUCAGCGCCAGCAGUGAUGGCACAGUCAAGGUGAGGCGAACUUCUCAGUCUAUAUGUUAAACAAGGGAAAACACUUGAUGAUGGGGAUGGUAUGUGGUGGGGAGGUGGGGAAGAUGUAGACAAUUUUAGCAGUGAUUGGACAGUCAAGGUGAGCCAAACUUGUCAGAGUGGAGAAUACUUGAUGAUGGAGGUGGGGUGUGGUGGGGAGGUGGGGAGAUGUAGACAAUAUUAGCAUUGGACAGUCAAGAUGAGCCAAACUUCUCAGAGUGGAGAAUACUUGAUGAUGGGCGUGGGGUGUGGCGGGGAGGGGGGGGAGAUGUAGACAAUAUUAGCAUUGGACAGUCAAGGUGAGCCAAACUUCUCAGAGUGGAGAAUACUUGAUGAUGGGCGUGGCGAGGUGGGGGAAAUGUAGACAGUAUUAGCAGUGAUCGGACAGUCAUGGUGAGCCAAACUUCUCAGAGUGGUGAAUACUUGAUGAUGGGGGUGGGGUGUGGGUGAGAUGUAGACAGUAUUAGCAGUGAUGGGACAGUCAAGGUGAGGCAAACUUCUCAGAAUGGAGAAUACUUGAUGAUGGGGAUGUGGUGUGGUGGGGAGGUGGGGGAGAUGUAGACAAUAUUAUUAGUUCCAGCAGUGAUGGCACAGUCAAGGUGAGGCGAACUUCUCAGUCUAUAUGUUAAACAGGGGAGAAUACUUGGUGAUGGGAGUGGAGUGUAAUAGGGAAGGGGGGAGAUGAACACAAUAUUAUCAGUGCCAGCAGUGAUGGGACAGGCAAGGUGGGCCAAACUUCUCAUCUAUAUGUUAAACAGUGGAGAUACUUGGUGAUGGGGGGGGGGGGACAUGAACGGCGUCGUAUGUUAAGAUAGGUUGGAUAGUAAAUAACCAACUUUUGCUUCAUUUAGGUUUGGAACGUGAAAACAACGGAAUGUAUUCACACAUUCAAACCAGCAGUUGGUAGUGUAGCAACAGAUAUUGCUGUGAACUCGGUUCAUCCCAUACCUAAAAACAUGGAGCAGUUUGUUGUUUGCAACAGAUCCAGUACGGCUGUGAUCAUGAACAUGCAAGGACAGGUAAUAAUACAUCUUCAAACUGCAAUACAUUUGCACCUGUAAUUAUUUGCAUGUACAUCAGGCUUCCCUAUACCGUAGACAAUCGCUGGUUGUUUCUCGAAAUUAUUUCCUUACCGCAGAAAUGUCAAGGGAAAAGUUUCAUGCUUUUAAAAUAUAAAUUUUACACGAUAUUCUUCGUUUAAUGACGAAAUCGUCAAAACAUCUCUCCGAAAUGGCUGGAAACUUGCUACUCUGGGCGGUACUUUGGACUUCUUCCAAAAAACCUCCUGCUCCAAAUUCGAUAGUAUUGAGCUCAUCUGGGGCCGGUUGCUCAAAGGUGGGUUAGCGCUAACCCUGGGUUAAAAUUUAACCUGCUGUUUUAGUUUGUAUCUUUCUGCACGUCUGUUUAUUUCACAACUUCAAAGAAGAAAACUCCUAUCGAUCCAGACAAGAUCUCUGAAGAAAUAUUUCCAAAUUUAUAGACAAGCAGUCAGGAAGUUUCCUUUGAAUUUUACGUUAACCUAGGGUUAAGCUAGCCCAGCUUUGAACAACCGGCCCCUGCUCAUCUGAUACAGUUCCUCGUUGUAUCUUUCAGAUCGUACGUAGUUUCACAUCAGGGAAGCGUGAGGGUGGUGACUUCACUUGUUGUUGUCUGUCACCGCGAGGGGAAUGGAUCUACUGUGUUGGUGAAGAUAUGACGUUGUAUUGCUUCAGUACUUCCACUGGCAAACUGGAACAAUCUUUGCAGGUAAAUACAACUCAAGGGGCCGGGCCGGGGGGGGGGGAUUAUCGGACCACGGAACCAUUGGUUCCAGAAAGUUUUUAGAGCUCCCCAAAUUUUUGAGUCCCAAAAUAUUUCCCCAAGAAAGAAAAAAAGAUAAUUGUAAAAUAAAACCAAUAGAAAGAAGUGUAAAAACCAAUAGAAAGAAGGUUACCUGUACUGUAGGUAUGAGCUCAGAAAUGCAAUUAUAAGUGCAUUUAUCUUAAUAGUGCGAUAGUGUAUAAAUGUAUAGACUAUAGAAUGAUGUAACAAAUGUUGUGUGGCAAAUGCAUUUUUAGAGCAAAUCUGGGACCCUGAUGUUCAAAAUUUUCUGGGGGAGAAUGAAUCCCCAAUGGAUAGUGCCCCCUAGUAGUGCCCUUUUUGGCAUUUAUAUUUACCUUAGGAUCAGACCCUUGAUUAGUUUUAUGUUUAUAUAUUCCUAAAAGUAUUAUUAAGAUUCUCAGUGCACUGACAUAAUUUUUUUCUGUGAAAAUACAGCAUGACAUCCAGUUUGACAACUUGUACUAGUCCCACAGUUACAGUGUCCGAGUGUCCAUUUACUUGAUUAUUUGCAGAAAAUUGUCAAUGUUCUCUUGCGUCCCAGAAAGUAAAAUUUUUUCCACCGCCUGUCUUGGGGUUAUCUAGCUAAAAUUUAUAGUUCAGGGUUGUGAUUAUCUUUUGUGUUUAUUUUCUCAAGGUACACGAAAAAGAUGUGAUUGGCGUAAAACAUCAUCCACACAAUAAUCUCAUCGCGACAUUUAGCGAAGACGGACAACUGAGGCUAUGGAAGCCUUAAAACUCUGUAUAUAUAUAGUAGGUUUUAAUUUCUAACAGGCUAUAACUACAGGCGAGAAGUACUACUUCAAACCAUUGGAUUUUGAAUGUCAUGAGAUGGAUUGGACAACCUUUUGGAUUGACUCGCUGUUUGACAAUUUCUUGGCUUGAGUGGAAGAUAAACUCUUCAGCGUUGCUCAGUAUGCAAUGUGGUAUUUGGAAAACGUUUGAGUUUGCAUAUAGGCCUAAAACACUGACACUGUCUUUCUUACUUCCCUUAUCAAACUUCGCAUCGUGACUUCGGAAACAUCCUUUUCAGAACUUUGGGAGGUGAUAGGUUUUUACUGUAAUUCGAAUCAGUGUAAAUAGUUUGAGCAUAGACAAUCCAGAAGACAUAUUUAUUGGUGUGAUAUUUGUCUUCUGGAUUGUCUAUGGUUUGAGAGAUCACUUUAUGCUAAUAAACGGAUACAACUUUUUAAGUUUCAUAUAUUGCAAGUAUAUGAAAUAACUGGGGGAAAUUUAAUAAAAAGAACAGCCAAGAGCAUUUGACAGAAUCUAUAAAUUAACUAGCUACAAUCUUUGACAUAACCCUUGAGAUCGUUCCAGCCAAAAUAUUGCAAAGUUAAUGCACAUUGACAAAACAGACUUUGUUUCCUC
Messenger RNA from Paramuricea clavata, 4902 nucleotides. NCBI's taxonomy places the organism in Eukaryota, Metazoa, Cnidaria, Anthozoa, Malacalcyonacea, Plexauridae. The record is from the annotation of a GenBank genome assembly.